AUGUCUCUGCAGGCUGACUUUGACAGAGCCAUGGAAGACGUGAGGAAAUUGAAAACAAGACCAGAGGAUGAAGAACUGAAGGAACCCUAUGGGCUUUACAAACAAGCUAUCAUUGGAGACAUUAAUAUUGCGUGUCCAGUCAUGCUAGACUUGAAGAGCAAAGUCAAAUGGGAAGCCUGGAGCCUUCAAAAAGGGCUAUCCAAGGAAGAUGCCAUGACUGCUUAUCUUUCUAAAGCGAAAGAGCUGAUAGAAAAAUACAGAAUUUAG
Molecule: messenger RNA, 267 nt
Organism: Dipodomys ordii (Ord's kangaroo rat)
Lineage: Eukaryota; Metazoa; Chordata; Mammalia; Rodentia; Heteromyidae
Product: acyl-CoA-binding domain-containing protein 7-like
Exons: 1
Coding region: 1-267 (88 amino acids)
Biological process (GO): fatty acid metabolic process
Molecular function (GO): fatty-acyl-CoA binding
Source: RefSeq, a predicted model, not a curated record